UUUUUUUAUUGGUAGCAUCGCUACUUACAUGUUUUAUUUCUAUUUCCUAAUUACAAUUUUAAUUUGAGUGUUUUGACGAAAUUAUAGAGUAUGUUAUAUAUACUGUCAAAUGUCAGUAGAUUUUUUAAAUUUAUAGGUAACUGAAUUUUGUUGUUAAUUAGGUUUUGAUAUAAUAAAUUAAUUUCUAAAUCGUUUAGAAUACAAUCCAAAAAUAUAUGUUGUAAAUCAGCAAUCUCAUCACAAAUACACAAAUCAUUAUCUAUUAUACCUAUUCGCUUCAUAUAUUGAGGGUAUAAAGCAUGAUUAGUUCUAAUUCUGCUAAUCGUUUGGAUUAGUGGUCUAUUUGACAGCUUAUCAAACCACGGUUUUACCCUUAUAUUAGGUUGAAUAGAUUUAUAAAAAUUACCUGUUUCCUUCUCUACAUUUUGCUUGCCAAUUUUGAUCCCUUUUAUAUUUGAAACAAGUAUUUAGAUCGGAUAGGGGGAUUUUAAAAUUACUUAUGUAAUUAAGUUUUGUUGCAGUUUUAGCCAAAAAGUCUACUUUUUCAUUAUUAGGUAUUCCCAUAUGGGCUUUGACCCAAGAUAUGUAUAUUCGUUUAUCCUGAUUUCUUGCCUCAAAAUUUAGUUUUAAAAUGUCCAGAAUUAUGUAAUUAACUUUAGAAUUGAAAUUAAAAUUUUGAAACUUUUGAACUAAACUUUUGCAGUCUGUGAAAAUGACAAAAUUUAAUUCCUCUUGAUUGAUGUUUACAUUGGUCAAGUAUGGACUAUUCUAAUUUUUGCUGCGGAUAGAUAACGUUGUAUUGUAGACAAUUGUUUAAUUUUGUGGUAUGGUUCUUUUUUUCCGGGCGUACGAGUUAUUUUCAAAUAUCUUCAACAGUUUUAAAAAUAUCGCAGGUAAGAGUAAUUUGCGAUAUAAUAUGAUCAUAUACGAUUUCUAUUUAAACAAAUUAUUAUCUGUGUAUGGUUUGAUUACGUUUGUAAUUGAAUUUAUAAUUAGGAUCGCGUGAAGGUACAGAGUGGCUCAUAUUAAAGGGGUACACAGUGGCUCGUGCGCCACUGUGUACUCUACUAAUUAAAUAGAUGUAAUAUAUUUUUUUUUCAACAGAAUGCCGCGAGCAAAGACGGAGAGAAAAAUUGGAAACCAUACAGAUAAUGAUAUGAGAAAGGCUUUGCAAAUCAUACAUAGCAGUGAAAGCAUAAGAAAGGCUGCUAAAGAAUUAAAAAUAGCGGCUACCACUAUAAGACGUUAUUAUAAUAAGUUGAUAAUCCUGAAACUGAGUUUAGUUCCAAAAUAUGAUAUAAAUAAGGUUUUUACUAAUGCACAAGAACGAGACUUAAAACAGUAUUUUAUAGAUUGCUCUUUGAUGUUUUAUGGUCUUACUACUGAUGAUUGCCGUCAAGUCGCUUAUCAAAUGGCGAAAAUAAAUAAUAUUAAAAUGCCCAAAAAUUGGGAAGAUCGUUCGAAAGCCGGAAUAGAUUGGCUAAAAGGAUUCCGGAAGAGACAUGCAGAACUGUCGUUACGUAAACCGGAGCUUUGUAGCUUAGCCAGGGCAACUGCAUUUAAUAAAGCAAAUGUUAAAACUUUCUUUGAUAAUCUUGAGAAGCUCAUUAAAAGACACCCAAAUGAAUUUUCUGAUGGUACCAGAAUCUAAAAUUUAGAUGAAACCGCAACUUUCACCGUCCAAAAUCUCCAAAAAGUAAUAACACUUAAAGGGCAUAAAAAUGUAGGUAAGGUCACAAGUGGAGAAAAGGGGGCCCUUGUAACAACUUGCUGUAUUAUUAGCGCCAGUGGACAAUCUUUACCUCCCGUUAUGGUUUUCCCGAGGAAACACUUUAAAGAUCACAUGAUUAAGGGUGCCCCUGCAGGAACAUUGGGAUUAGCAGCUCCAAGUGGUUGGAUGAACAGCGAACUUUUUCUACCAGUCAUUAAUCACUUCAUUAAACAUGCAUUUUAAUAAUGGAUAACCAUGAAUCCCAUUUAUCAAUAGAAGCACCAGAUAGAGCAAAGGCAUCAUAGGAGUUUAUAUACUGAUACUUCAUCCUCUGCUAAACUACAGCCCUUAUAUGUCAGUGUGUUUGCACCAUUUAAAUGUUUUUAUUAAUAACGCUUUAGAUUCGUGGCUCUUUACACAUCCAGGAAAACCACUCACCAUUUAUGAAGUCGCAGAAAUUGUAGGAAUAGCUUUCAUUAGAGCAAUGACACCUUUAAAUAUCAAAAAAAGUGGUAUUUUCCUAUUUGAUCGGGAUGUGUUUACGGACAUAGAUUUUUUACUGAGUACAGUAACCGAUCGUCCCGUUCCUGAUGUAUCUGCCAAUAAAAGUAAACCAACUCAGUCUGGAUCCCAAUCUUGUUCAACAAAACCCUCAACUUCCUCUGAUAUAACUGUUAUAUCUGAUGCAUUUCAUCUCGAUUUAGCCCUACUCAACUAACUGUUUCUCGUUUAUCUGAUCUUCCUGUGGAAUCGCCUCAUUCAUUUACAACUGAAAUCUGUUAUUCCAUCACUGCAGUUUGAACCCAAUUCAAAGUUCAUCCCAAUUCACAAAGUUCAUCUGUUUAAACUUACGUAUCACCGCAACAAUUUCGAGAAUCUCUGAAGGCUGGUCCAAAACAAAAUAAACGAAAGCCACGAAAAUUAGGAAGGAGUAUGAUUGCUACGGACACUCCCGAGAAAAAUGAAAUUGAAAUGGAAAGAAAUGCAGCUAAAAGAACAAAGGGCACUAAAAAAAUAAAAACGCAAAAGUGGUUCGACAAGUUCUAAAAAGUUACUCUGAAGACGAAAUUGAAGAAACUUUGUCACUAUGUGAUUCUGAUGACAAUUGGUGCGAUGACAAAAACAUAGAAAACUGUGAUCAUGAUCCUGUCUUAACGGAGAAGGAUCUUGAAUUACCAUUAUCACGGAUACCAAAAAAUUGUUGUGUUGACUAAAUUUGCCACUAAAAAAACAAAUAAUUUUUUACUUAGGACAGAUACUUAAACCUAGUAAUGACUCUUUAGAAUAUUUCAUCAGUUUUUUGAGGGUAAAGGACAAACAUCGUCAACAAUUUCAUAUGCCUACUGAACCAGAUUUAUCCUACAUCUACGAAGAUAGCCUACUAUGUCUGGAAGCACUUCAAGACGACAGUCUUACUAUUAUUUUGCUGUAAAUUUUGACAUGAUAAAAAAUCUACGUUAAUGUUUUGUUUUAAUUUUUUUCAAUAAUGGCUCUUUAAUUUACCUACUGUUUAUUUUUAUUUAGUUACUGUUUAUUUAGUUCGAAUGUUUGCAAUAAAAAAUGUCAGCACAUCGGUUGUUUUACUAGUACCUACGUACUUAAUGUUAUUACCAUUUCUUUAACUGAUCCACUGUGUACACCUCCCGGUACACAGUGGCUCAUUUCAUAUUUUUUCUUUAAAUCACAUUUUUUGUAAAUCAUUUAUUUUAACAUAUUUAUAUCAUGCAAGGUAAGUAGUAGUAGUAUUUCCAAGUUAUCGUCUGCAUUAAUUUGAAACGAAGUAAAUGAUUUUGUGAGUGGUUUAUUGUACUUUGAAUUUUACAUGCGCCACUGUUGCCACACUGACCCUACUCAUCAUAAAUAAAUAAAUAAUGAUGACGUGUUUCAGGGUUUUGGAUUUUUACAUUUUAAGGGAGGGAGUGAUGAAAGUAAAAUUAUAUAAAAUAAAAAAAUAAAACGAAAUAAAAAUAAACAAAAAUAUAUAAAAAUAA
Molecule: messenger RNA, 3702 nt
Organism: Psylliodes chrysocephalus
Lineage: Eukaryota; Metazoa; Arthropoda; Insecta; Coleoptera; Chrysomelidae
Source: the annotation of a GenBank genome assembly